GUUGGCGGCCCGGCGGGGCGGGGGCGGGGCGGGCCUCUGGCUCCGUCUUCCUCCGCAUGUGGCGGGCGGCCGCGGAGCAGUUCCGUUCGCGCACUCCUCGCCGUCCGCAUCUCCUCAGGGCGCUCCCCGCGUCACAGAGCCAUGGCGUUCGCCGAGACCAACCCCGCCGCCUCCUCCCUGCCCAAUGGCGACUGCGGCCGCCCCAGGGCGCGGCCCGGAGGGAACCGGGUGACGGUGGUUCUCGGGGCGCAGUGGGGCGAUGAAGGCAAGGGGAAGGUGGUGGAUCUGCUGGCGCAGGACGCCGACAUCGUUUGCCGCUGCCAGGGAGGUAAUAAUGCUGGCCAUACAGUUGUUGUAGAUUCUGUGGAAUAUGAUUUUCAUCUUUUACCCAGUGGAAUAAUUAAUCCAAAUGUUACUGCAUUUAUUGGAAAUGGUGUUGUAAUACAUCUGCCCGGACUGUUUGAGGAAGCAGAUAAAAAUGUUCAAAAAGGAAAAGGUCUGGAAGGCUGGGAGAAAAGACUUAUUAUAUCUGACAGAGCACAUAUUGUGUUUGAUUUUCAUCAAGCCGCUGAUGGUAUCCAGGAACAACAGAGACAAGAACAAGCGGGAAAAAAUUUGGGUACCACAAAAAAGGGUAUUGGCCCAGUGUAUUCUUCCAAAGCUGCUCGGAGUGGACUCAGAAUGUGUGAUCUUGUUUCUGACUUUGAUGGCUUCUCUGAGAGAUUUAAAGUUCUGGCUAACCAGUAUAAAUCUAUAUACCCCACUUUGGAAAUAGACAUUGAAGGUGAAUUACAAAAACUCAAGGGUUAUAUGGAAAGAAUUAAACCAAUGGUGAGAGAUGGUGUUUAUUUUCUAUAUGAGGCCCUACAUGGACCACCAAAGAAAAUUUUGGUAGAAGGGGCAAAUGCAGCGCUUCUAGAUAUUGAUUUUGGAACAUACCCUUUUGUGACCUCCUCAAACUGUACUGUUGGAGGUGUUUGUACUGGAUUAGGUAUGCCACCGCAGAAUGUUGGAGAAGUGUAUGGAGUUGUGAAAGCUUAUACAACCAGGGUUGGGAUUGGUGCCUUUCCUACAGAGCAAGACAAUGAAAUUGGAGAAUUAUUGCAAACGAGGGGCAGAGAGUUUGGUGUAACCACUGGAAGGAAAAGAAGAUGUGGAUGGCUGGACCUUGUUUUGCUCAAAUAUGCUCAUAUGAUUAAUGGAUUUACUGCGUUGGCACUUACCAAAUUGGAUAUUUUGGACAUGUUUACAGAAAUAAAAGUUGGAGUAGCUUACAAGUUAGACGGUGAUAUCAUACCUCAUUUUCCAGCAAAUCAAGAAGUCUUAAAUAAAGUUGAAGUUCAAUAUAAGACUCUCCCAGGAUGGAACACAGACAUAUCAAAUGCAAGGACAUUUAAAGAGCUACCUGUUAAUGCUCAAAAUUAUGUUCGAUUUAUUGAAGAUGAGCUUCAAAUUCCAGUUAAAUGGAUCGGUGUAGGAAAAUCCAGAGAAUCUAUGAUUCAACUCUUUUAAGGAUUUCCAAUGAUACAAGAUACACUCCUUGAAAGUGGGGGAGGGAAAGACUUUCAUGAAUAUUUCCUUUCUGAUCUAUCUGCAAAUUUCAAUAACAACAACUUUGAAGUGCGAUUUAAGUCCUCCAGUCUUUUGGCUGUGGAGAUACUUUGGCGAAUUCAGUUGUCAGCUUCUUUAGCUGGCAAAUUGCUGAAUCAUUUAUUGCUCCUGCUGCUCAUGGUGCCACGUUUUCUUUCAAUGUUUAGUAAUAGUUUAAUUCUUGUUGUUUGAGACCUAAAAUAGAAUGGCUUCAAUGUAGUUUUUCUUCAUUAUUGUCAUUGUGUCAUUAAGUUUUACCUCUAUUAAAUGGUAAAAAUAACUAAUGCAGUUUUGCACAAAUAUUUUUAUUACAUUCUGAUUAUUCAAUUCUGUCAUUAUAAUCUUUUCUGUUAUAAAAAUGAAAAUAUAGGGGUCCCAUAAAAUUUUGUAAUGCUGCAAAUUCUGUUUAAAUUGUAAGCUGUGUAUUUUCUGCUGAGACCAUUGCAAACUUGAGCUUGCUGGGGGGUUGGGGGUGCUAUAUUCAUGGGUCAUUUAAUUUGUAUGAACAUGAAAAACUUGUGUAAAUUAUUUCACGUGUUAAACAUUUAAUUAAAUUUUCAAAGAGAAAAGGUGUUUCCCAAAAUAAUCUUAAUGCUUAAAAAUUUAGUCAUUAAAGAAUUUGUGAUUUUUAGUGGCUAUUUUUCUUUUUGACAUUAACUGAAAUGUAUGGCUUCCCUUUUAAAAUCUUUUUAUUUUUAAAUCUAGUGGGUUGAUUUUUUUUUUUUAACUUGUGCCUCUCAAUAUACAAAAUUAUCAGUAAGGGUCCAAAUGAACCCUAAAUUGUUGGUCAUAACUUUGAUCUGCCUUUAUUUCUCCUUUCUUUAAAAGAAGAGGUGUUAUUUUGACAAUUAGGCUUAACAUAUCAUGUUAAGAUUAUUCUUCAAUGAGCUAUUUUAACUGUUUAAACUAGGUGCCACUUAAAUUUAUUUUAUUAUAUCAUCAAACAGCUGAUUAAAAAGAACUAAAUAUUUCUAGUA
This is a messenger RNA of Sorex araneus (European shrew), 2567 nucleotides long. It is a transcript of the gene ADSS2, whose product is annotated as adenylosuccinate synthase 2. The transcript has 13 exons. Gene Ontology annotation, molecular function: adenylosuccinate synthase activity; GTP binding. Bases 142 to 1512 code for a protein of 456 amino acids. Gene Ontology annotation, biological process: IMP metabolic process; 'de novo' AMP biosynthetic process. Lineage: Eukaryota; Metazoa; Chordata; Mammalia; Eulipotyphla; Soricidae. The record is from RefSeq and is a predicted model, not a curated record. Gene Ontology annotation, cellular component: cytoplasm.